Xyrauchen texanus (razorback sucker) is the source of this 1749-nucleotide messenger RNA. Its product is annotated as protein max. The record is from RefSeq and is a predicted model, not a curated record. The transcript is spliced from 5 exons. Gene Ontology annotation, cellular component: RNA polymerase II transcription regulator complex. Bases 117 to 614 code for a protein of 165 amino acids. Gene Ontology annotation, molecular function: protein dimerization activity; DNA-binding transcription factor activity. NCBI's taxonomy places the organism in Eukaryota, Metazoa, Chordata, Actinopteri, Cypriniformes, Catostomidae. Gene Ontology annotation, biological process: positive regulation of transcription by RNA polymerase II.
GUCAGUUGAUCUCGUUUAAGCAGUGAAUCUCUCCUGUUUGUUCACUUGAUUUGGGCCCCGUUUCAUGUUGUUUUCAAAACAACAUUUCGUGUAGAUUUAUCUAUCUUCGCCGAAGAAUGAGCGACAACGAUGAUAUCGAGGUUGAUAGCGAUGAAGAAUCACCGAGAUAUCACAAUGUGGCUGACAAACGGGCACACCACAAUGCGCUGGAGCGCAAACGAAGGGACCACAUCAAAGACAGCUUUCAUAGCCUUCGGGAUUCUGUUCCCGCCUUGCAAGGCGAAAAGCAGUCUAUCAAACAGGCAUCCCGAGCUCAGAUUCUAGACAAAGCUACAGAGUAUAUACAGUACAUGCGACGGAAAAACCACACACACCAGCAAGACAUCGACGAUCUGAAGAGGCAGAACGCUCUGCUGGAGCAACAAGUACGGGCACUGGAGAAAGUCAAGGGGACCACACAACUUCAGGCCAACUACUCUUCUUCAGACAGCAGCCUGUACACCAACCCCAAGGGCAGUGCUGUAUCAGCUUUUGACGGUGGAUCUGACUCGAGCUCAGAGUCUGAGCCGGAAGAACAGCGUUCCCGAAAGAAGCACCGUGCAGAGGACAGCUAACAAGCAGGUCUUCGACCUGUUCCACAAAGUUCUCCUUUGAGGGGAGGGAGAGUCAUAGCAAUGGCCAGUUUAUUUUUAUUUUUUAACCAUACUUAAAAGUCCCCGAACACCUUAAUUGAUCAUCCAUUGAAUGUCAACCAGAGAACCCUUGAUUCCAACACCUACAGAAACCUCCUCACCAGAUUACAAGAGCAAAGGACACCCAUUAGGGGAAGAAGAUUUGUGAUCGAAAACAUGGCUUGUUUUUUCUCUCCCUCCCUCUCCAACUGUUCGUCCAUCUUGUGUCCUGGCACACGCAACAACAAACGAUGAUUUAAACCCAAAAUGAGGCAGCUUUGCAACUUAAGGACUUGAUGUUUUUGUGUACCCUUGUCUGCAAUCCCUACAGGAGGAAUCCAAAGGGGUGAAAGAGGCGUACAGCUCAAAGCACUGCUAAAAUAUACUUUUUUUUUCUCUCUCUCUCAUUUUUUUGUUGUUGAAUAUCUUAAAACCUGCUUAGAACUUACCCUUAGCUGAAUUGUUUGAGUGGUUUGCCUUUCUAAAUAUUUGUAACUUUUCCAUAAAGAAAUGUUAAAUUGCUUUAAAGCAUCAAUCAGUGCACCCCUGUUAGACCUAUGGGAUGAGUGACAAGUUUUGACAUGUUAUAAGUCAACUCCCUUAUUUAAAUAGAAAAUGAAACAUGCUUUAUGGGAAGACUGCUGAGCUUGUGUUGUAAUUGUUGUUUUAGCCUGAUGUAGUAAAGUUUACAGGUUGAAAUAUAAUUAUUUUUUUUAAUGGGGGUGAAAAAGUGAUAAACGCAUUUCCCUCUAUAUUGGGAAUAUAAAAGUUCCAAAUGUGGUUUUACCCACAGAGUUAGUCAAUAUUGAAAGAGUAGAUUCAUGUUGUGACUUUUAAGGUAAAUGUUCAUUGGAAAUUUUAAAGCAGCACGCCACAAAGAGUUUUUGAGUGGCUAGGGGCUGAGUGUAUAUCUUUAACCAUUAUUUUCCAUUUAGGACAUUAGUGAAACUGAAUAGGUCUUAUGUCUGAUUCAAUUCCAUGGAAAUUACAGGUAUGUUGUACAUACUGCCAACAGUUGUCUUGCAAGUUGAGGCCUACCUUUACAACGAGAAUAUAAAUAAAACUAUUUUAUCCUUUA